AUGCUUCAAGAAACUGGUUGCGUCAUUGAAGAUGUUUGGGAGGGAGAACUGAGCUACAACCUAGUCAGUACUAAGGAAUUGCCUGAGCCUGUGUUCUAUCAUAACACAGUCAAAGGAGAAAUUCCCAUUGACGCAGUUGUUGUGACGGACCCAUAUGAGAUGUACUUGGAGUCAAUACCCUCUAAUGAGAACCCAAGGCAUGUCUAUGUUGGUAAUUCAUUGGCUGCUCCCAGAACAAUAAACAGACAGAUUAAUGUACGUCUUGACAUGGACUGCAUCCUUGACAGUGGAUCUCAGAUUGUCUCAAUGGCCUUCUCGGAAGCUGUCAACGCACAAUUAAGCUGGGACCCAAAAGUUGUCAUCUAUAUGGAAAGCACAAAUGGAUCUAUCUCUAAGGCAUUGGGAUUAGCGAGAAAUGUACCCUUCAGAUUUGGGACCAUUCUGGUCUACCUACUCGUGAUUACGGAAAGUGAUGGUCAAUCAUGA
Messenger RNA from Mycena citricolor, 486 nucleotides. The record is from the annotation of a GenBank genome assembly. NCBI's taxonomy places the organism in Eukaryota, Fungi, Basidiomycota, Agaricomycetes, Agaricales, Mycenaceae.